This is a messenger RNA of Scutellospora calospora, 774 nucleotides long. Lineage: Eukaryota; Fungi; Glomeromycota; Glomeromycetes; Diversisporales; Gigasporaceae. The record is from the annotation of a GenBank genome assembly.
AUGUCACUAUUAUUAAUCGAAGGUCCAAAAUUUCCAUUCUUUAAUUUCGAAUUUUCGUCAAAUGCUUCUUUCCAUUUGUCGGAAAGAUUCAUUAUAAAUAAUCAGCCAAUCUAUUUAUAUUAUCAACCUGGUUUUAAUAUUAAUGAAGAGGAUGAAUGUAAUCUCGACAAUUUAUUAAAUCAUGAACCGCUGGAACACACUAUCUAUACCUCCACAAGUGUUUGGGAUGCUAGUUUGAUUCUUUCAAAAUUUCUUGAGAAACAAUUUCGUCAAAAUAAAAUCAAUUUUAAAGAAAAAAGAUUUAUUGAACUUGGAUCUGGGAAAUCAAUUCCAUCACUAACUUCUUUAAUCCUAGGCGCAAAACAUGUCACGAUAACAGAUGUGCCACAAGUGAUUCCUCAAAUAAAAAAAACCAUUGAAUUGAAUGGGUUAUUUAAUAAAUCUGUAAAAGUUGAACCUUUGGAUUGGAUGAAUGGAAAAGAAUAUCUAAAAAUUUUAAAUAAUGAUCAAUGGGAUUAUAUCUUGGGAGCUGAUAUUGUAUGGGUUGAUUACUUGAUUAAACCGUUAAUUGAAACCAUUGAUGCUUUAUCAACACCUUCGUAUACUAAACUCAUACUUUCCCAUCAAUCGCGUGCUACGAGAUCUGACAACCUCUUUUUUAAUGGCUUAAAGGGUUUAGGUUGGAAGCUUGAUAAAAUCUCGCAUAACGAAUUAAAUUGGGAAGAAGGUUUCUUGAAAGAUAAUGUUGAGAUUUAUUGUGGAUAUAAAGAAUAG